This is a messenger RNA of Penicilliopsis zonata CBS 506.65, 1820 nucleotides long. RefSeq lists its product as hypothetical. Bases 280 to 1476 code for a protein of 398 amino acids. The transcript is spliced from 3 exons. NCBI's taxonomy places the organism in Eukaryota, Fungi, Ascomycota, Eurotiomycetes, Eurotiales, Aspergillaceae. Gene Ontology annotation, cellular component: membrane. Gene Ontology annotation, biological process: transmembrane transport. Gene Ontology annotation, molecular function: transmembrane transporter activity. The record is from RefSeq and is a predicted model, not a curated record.
GAUGCCGUCUCAGUCUAGAUGCAGUGGACCUUCCGCUCUGACAGCCCACGCAAACCCCACUUAAACCUGCUUUUUUUUCUUUUUUUCCCCCGAUAAGAAUCGGCCUUUGCCGCCUGGUCCUUCUUCCCUUCUUCUCUUCUUCAGAGAUUUCUUUGCUUGCAGGACACCGUCUUUGCGCCAGUGAACGACUUCGAGAGCUUUGCGUUCACUUUUGUUUUAUAAAGCUCUCUAUCUGUGCUAUAGUACCAUUACUAGCCAGUUACCUACUCAGCAGUCGAAAUGGCUCUGGACAGCGAGGUCGCGCCCGCAGUGGCACCCGAGAUCGAGUACGAUGCGAAGAAGGCCGGCAAUGUGAACGUGGAUGAGAAGAGUGUGUCGAAGGAUGUGGCGCUGGUGGGCGAUUCGGUGACAGAAUCGCCUGGGGAGGAGCGCAUGGGAACUCGCGCGCGCCUCUUCGCCUACAUGAAGACACGGGAGUUUUGGAUGACGCUGAUUCUGGGACAAGUGUUGGCCCUGGCGAACAUCAGUUCUUCCACGUUCACGACCCUGUUGGACGACGAGGGCACCGUCAUUCCUGCCUUCCAGACCUUCUUCAACUACGUGCUACUCAACAUCGUGUACACCAGCUUCACUAUCUACAAGUAUGGAUUCAAGGGAUGGGCCAGGCUGGUGUGGAGGGACGGAUGGCGAUAUAUCAUCCUGGCCUUCUUUGACGUCGAAGGCAACUACUUUGUUGUAUUGGCCUACGACUACACCACGCUGCUGAGCGCCGAGCUGUUCGGCCUGUGGACGAUCGUCGUCGUCGUCACCAUUUCGCUGGUGCUGCUCAAGGUGCGAUACCACCUGACGCAGUACAUCGGCAUCUUCAUUGCCUGCGCCGGGCUGGGCCUGCUGAUCGCGUCGGACUACCUGCGGGGCGCCGACUAUUCGGGCUCCAAUCGGCUCAAGGGCGACCUGUUUGCCCUGCUGGGCGACACCAUGUACGGGUUUAGCAACUGCUACGAGGAGUUCAUGGUCUCCAAGCGGCCCAUGUACGAGGUGAUCGGCCAGCUGGGCUUCUGGGGCAUGAUCAUCAACGGCACGCAGGCGGCCAUUUUCGACCGCCCUGGGUUCCGCAAAGCCGUGUGGAACGGCAAAGUCGGCGGCUACCUGACCGGAUACACGCUCGUGCUCUUCAUCUUCUACACGCUCGCCCCCAUCAUGUUCCGCAUCUCGUCCGCCACCUUCUUCAACAUCUCCAUGCUGACCAUGAACUUCUGGGGGCUCAUCAUGGGGCUCGAGGUGUUCCACUACACCGUCCCAGCCCUGUACCCCGUCGCCUUUGUCAUGAUCAUCAUCGGCUUCUUCGUCUACUUCCUCACCGAGGGCGUCCUGGGUGAGGCCAAGAAGCCCUGGCUGGGCGAUGACCAGCAAAAGGGUGUCGAGGGGCUGGGCACCGGUCGUCGUGCCCAGCAGUCGGGCCAUCUCAUUGUCUAGGCUUAACUACUUAAUACUCCGUAUACACCAUCGAGCUACUCACUCUACUUUAUAAUAAUACUUUACUACAACUACCGUACAAUCACUCUGUCCGCCGCACUUAGUACUCCGCACUACUAUCCCGCUUCAUAUUAUCCCCCACUAUCCCUCGGCUGUAAUUACUCGCCUGCAUUCCCUCCCAAGUGCCAUCACCGACCACUGACCAGUCUUGGCAAGGGGGCUGUGCAGCGACGAGGGCAGAAACACGGUGGGGAAAGCAGGGGAGGGGAAAAAAAAAUACCACCACACAUAAAGAAAGACAUGCCCCGUUGCUCUUUGUUUUCAAUCGUUGAAGAUUCUCUAAU